Paramuricea clavata is the source of this 1615-nucleotide messenger RNA. Lineage: Eukaryota; Metazoa; Cnidaria; Anthozoa; Malacalcyonacea; Plexauridae. The record is from the annotation of a GenBank genome assembly.
AUGAACAGCGAUCAUUUUGAGAAGCAUCACUCAAACAAACACAAGGGUCUCGGCACCUCAAAAGUUGUGGUUAAACUGGCUCAAACAACGCUUCAAUUUUGCAACAAUAUAUAUGGCAAGGUAAGAAUAAAUUCCCUGAUGGCUGAUGCCGCUAUGGUUUUAACGGGAACUACCUUAAACUUUGCACUAACUUAAAGUUCUUCUUCACCGAUUGAAUUUGAUGCCAUCGUUAUAUUACAAUCUGUUGUUAAUUUCAGAAAGAGUUACUUCCAGUUCCAGUAGCUACAUUUACCGACAACACUAAUCGUCAGUCCGAAGAGUCAUUCAGUGAUACAGUUUUAGAACACCAGGAGGAUGUAUUUCAAGAGGUAAAUGAAGUUUAAACAAGAAUUAGGAAAUUUUCUUCCGAAUUUAUAAGAAUAUAACUAAAUUUUGUCAUUAUAAAUUUGAAUAUCGUCAUUAUACACAGGAAGUUCAAAUUGAACAUGUUGAUGAAGAUGAAGUAUUGAUGCACGGAGAAUCAGUCCUUGAAUUUUAUCAUCAUGAAACGGCAGUUCAUAACAUAUAUAAUGACGAAAGAGGUGAUGAGUAUAAUACAACGGUGUCUUAUGACGAUGUGAACCAGGCACAGGCAGUAUCAACGUACAAUAUUGUCAAUUUCAGAAUCAGAGGAAGAAGAGGUGAUUGUAAUUCUAAUCGCAAUAGACGUUACACUUACAUGGAGUGCUAGUUUCAUGGAACAUUUUCAAAUGUUGUUUUUAAUAUUUUUAAAACUUUACCGCAUAAAGAAGUACGGGAAAUAUCUAGUAUAAUUCCAAGUUAUUUCCAACCUGCUUAGAAACUCGCAAAAAAGUUAUCUAUAUUUUUUCUUACAAUCAUCUUACAUGCUAUAUGUAUAGCUCACUCUUUUAAUUAAUCCUCAUUGCCGCCUUACUACAUUUAUCUUUUACUGACAACAGAUUGACACUGACAGUGAAACAAUUAACACGAAUUAUGGUAGAGCACGCGAUGAUCCUGACAUACAAGUCUCAGACGAUCCAGAGAUUCCUUGGAUAGUCCAUGCAGCAGAAAUUAAGCGAUUAGAAAAUUACUCUCACCAGUGCGAUAGUAUUAUAACAAAAGCUUUAUCAUCUGAGGUUAUUUACCCUGAAGAACUGUUGACGGAUGUACUUGAGGCAAUUUCAAAAGGAAGAGAACAUUCAACAAAUAUGGAGAAAAACUGUGCAACUACGCUUCACGAAAUUCGUGAAAGUAACCUAGAAAUUGAUUUUACCUCUCUUCAAUAUCCUGCUGACCGCUCUCGGACACUCAGCGACCAACAGAAACAAAAGAUCAUCGAGAAUGGCCCCUACCAGCCAAAGUUGAAGCGUUAUCCAGAAAGCCAAGACGUCUCAACAAAAAAAGAGUGUAGAUUUUCAAGCGGGUGGUAUAAGGAAUAUCCACAUCCAGAGUAUAGCGUGAAAGAAGACACAGCCUCGUGUUUUGUUUGCUGUCUAUUUCCGACUGGAGUUGGCAGAGAGAGAUCUUCUGAUGCUUGUGUUAAAGGAGUUAAAGGAUAGGACAAAAUGAAAAGCGUCGGCAAGGAAAAGAAAGGGAAAAUAGCACAGCACUUCUC